AUGUACAUUGCAAACCCCCUCUCUGUCAUUCUCUCUCUAUCUUUCCUCCCAGGAGCUCUCUCCUGGUCCCCCUUUUCUUCGAACCAUUUUGUCCCCUCUUCGGGAUCAUAUAUCUAUCCACCUCUUGAACAAAUCCGCUAUACACUCGCUUUGGAAACGUUCUUACUCGAUGCUAAGGAUUGGACGGCUUUGGAUUUGAUAUAUACGGUUGAUGCGGUUGCGAAUUUUACUAGUUUGGGGGCUGGUGUUUGGACCGGAACAGACCAGAUAAUGGCAAAUGAACAAAAGUCUUUGGGGGCGGUGGCACACGGUAUUCAUCAGAUAUCGAGUAGUGCCAUUCUGAUCAACCCGGGAAAUUGCAGUGAAGCGCAUGUUAUGAGUUAUUACACAUUCAACCAUUUUGACACAACCGCAAACGGAACCGCACAGCAUAUAUGGCAAGCAUGGUCCAAAUAUGAAGAUCAAUGGGUUGAUACUGGAUCCUAUGGUGGAAGUCCAAGCUCGUGGAGGGUGAAGAAUAGACAGGUGGCGUUGGUGGGCGGGCCAGUCGGGGGGGAUGUCAAGAUUGAGAAGCCUUAG
Molecule: messenger RNA, 579 nt
Organism: Sclerotinia borealis F-4128
Lineage: Eukaryota; Fungi; Ascomycota; Leotiomycetes; Helotiales; Sclerotiniaceae
Source: the annotation of a GenBank genome assembly